AUGGCUGAAGGUGGAGAAGGAGAGGAUGAGAUCCAGUUCCUCAGGACUGAUGAUGAAGUGGUGCUCCAGUGCGUGGCCUGCAUCCAGAAGGAGAAUCGCAAGUUCUGCUUGGCUGCUGAAGGGCUGGGCAAUCGACUAUGUUACCUGGAGCCCACAUCUGAGGCAAAGUAUGUGCCUCCAGACCUGUGCAUCUGUACCUUCGUGCUGGAGCAGUCUCUGUCAGUGCGGGCCCUGCAGGAGAUGCUGGCUAAGAGCGGAGAGAACAGCGAAGGGAGGCUCAUAAGAAAGGCGGCACAAAGCGGCGGACACAAGACUCUGCUCUAUGGCCACGCCAUCCUGCUGCGGCAUACCUUCAGCUCCAUGUACCUGGCCUGUUUGAAGACUUCAAGGUCACAAACAGAUAAGCUCUCCUUUGAUGUCGGGCUGCAGGAGGAUUCAACAGGUGAGGCCUGCUGGUGGACCAUCCACCCGGCCUCCAAACAGAGGUCAGAGGGAGAGAAAGUCCGCAUUGGUGAUGACCUCAUUCUUGUCAGCGUGUCCUCUGAGAGAUACCUGCACUUAUCCAUUUCCAACGGCAACAUCCAGGUGGAUGCUUCAUUCAUGCAGACGCUGUGGAACGUCCACCCCAUCUGCUCUGGUAGCAAUGUAGAAGAAGGGUACCUGCUGGGUGGUCAUGUGAUGCGCUUGUUCCAUGGUCAUGAUGAGGUGGUGACCAUCCCGGGAUCAGACCAGAGCGAAGAACAGCAGAGGAUAGUCAACUAUGAGACGGGCAAAGCAGGUGCCAAAGCAAGGUCCUUGUGGAGGCUGGAGCCACUCCGAAUUAGCUGGAGUGGGAGCCACAUCCGCUGGGGCCAGCCGUUUCGACUACGACACCUGACCACUGGUCACUACCUGGCUCUGACUGAGGACAGGGGGCUGGUCCUACAGGACCGGGAGAGGUCUGACACAGUGGCCACGGCCUUCUGCUUCAGAGCGUCAAAGGAGAAGCUGGAGCAGAGCCCCAAGCGGGACAUCGAGGGCAUGGGGGUGGCAGAGAUUAAAUAUGGGGAUUCACUCUGCUUCAUCAUGCACAUGGCCACGGGGCUGUGGCUCUCUUACCAGGCACCUGAUGUUAAAUCUGCUCGUCUGGGUCCUCUGAAGAGAAGAGCGUGUCUACAUUCUGAGGGUCACAUGGAUGACGGGCUGACUCUUCAGCGCUGCCAGCAUGAAGAGUCCCGUGCUGCCCGGAUCAUCCGCAACACCACGCUACUCUUUAACCGAUUCAUCAGAGACCUCGACUGUCUGAGUAUGAAGAACAGAGCACUGGUGGCCCUUCCUGUCGAGGAGGUUCUCCAAACCCUCAAUGACCUCAUCACCUAUUUCCAGCUUCCGGAUGCUGAGCUGGAGCACGAGGAGAGGCAAAUCAAGCUCCGCUCCCUCAAGAACAGACAAAACCUCUUCAAACAAGAAGGAAUGCUGACACUUGUGUCAAACUGCAUCGAUCGCCUGAAUGUCUACAAUAGUGCGGCUCACUUUGGGGAGUGCGCUGGGUCAGAGGCUGGAGCAGCCUGGAAGGACAUCCUAAACCUGCUCUAUGAGCUACUGGCGGCGUUAAUCCGAGGGAACAGGAACAAUUGCACCCAGUUUUCUAACAACUUGGACUGGCUGGUGAGCAAGUUGGAAAGACUGGAGUCUUCUUCAGGCAUCCUGGAAGUUCUGCAUUGCAUCCUAAUUGAGAGUCCUGAGGCUCUCAAUAUCAUCCAGAGAGGACACAUUAAGUCCAUCAUAUCACUGCUAUACAAGCAUGGACGCAACCACAAGAUUUUGGAUGUGCUCUGCUCGCUGUGUGUGUGUAAUGGUGUAGCUGUACGAACCAAUCAGAACCUCAUCUGUGACCACUUGCUGCCAAAAAGAGAUUUGCUGUUGCAAACCCAGCUGGUCAAUGAUGUCCAGAGUAUGAGACCAAACAUCUUCCUGGGGGUGAGUGAGGGCUCAGCUCAGUAUAAGAAAUGGUACUAUGAGCUGAUGAUCGAUCAGGUGGACCACUUCGUGACCAGCGAGCCCUCUCACCUCAGAGUGGGCUGGGCCAACAGCAAAGGUUACGCACCCUACCCCGGAGGAGGUGAGGGCUGGGGGGGCAAUGGAGUAGGGGAUGAUCUCUACUCAUUCGGUUUUGAUGGACUUCACCUCUGGUCAGGUCGUAUCCCACGGGCGGUAGCGUCCCUGAACCAGCAUGUCCUUACCUCAGAGGACGUGGUGAGCUGUUGUCUGGACCUGGGAGCGCCCAGCAUCUCUUUCAGGAUUAACGGACAGCCCGUCCAGGGCAUGUUUGAAAACUUCAACACGGACGGCCUCUUCUUUCCUGUCGUCAGUUUCUCUGCAGGGGUUAAGGUUCGUUUUCUGCUGGGUGGCCGGCAUGGAGACUUCAAGUUCCUGCCUCCAUCUAGUUAUGCUCCGUGUUAUGAGGCUCUACUGCCCAAAGAGAAAAUGAAGGUUGAGCCAGUAAAGGAGUACAAAAGAGACGUGGAUGGAAUUAGAGAUCUGCUUGGCACAACCCAGUUCACCUCACAGGCCUCCUUCAUGCCCACACCUGUGGAGACCAGCCAGAUUGUCAUGCCAACCCAUUUGGAAAAAGUCCGGGACAGGCUGGCUGAGAAUAUUCACGAACUGUGGGGAAUGAAUAAGAUUGAGCUGGGCUGGACAUACGGCAAGAUAAGGGAUGAUAAUAAACGGCAGCAUCCUUGUCUGGUGGAUUUCUCAAAGCUGCCAGAAACAGAAAAGAACUACAAUCUGCAGAUGUCAACGGAAACGCUGAAGACCCUGCUAGCAUUAGGCUGCCGUGUUGUUCAUGUGAAUCCAAACGCUGAGGAUUCACUCAAAAAGAUAAAACUACAGAAGAACUAUAUGAUGUCCAAUGGUUAUAAACCAUCCCCUCUGGACCUGUCUGAUAUCAAACUGACUCCAGGUCAGGAGCUACUAGUGGACAAACUGGCGGAAAACGCACACAAUGUGUGGGCCAAAGACCGCAUCAAACAAGGAUGGACCUACGGCAUUCAGCAGGACCUGAAGAGCAAGCGAAACCCCCGUCUUGUUCCGUAUGUGCUACUGGAUGAGCGUACCAAGAAGUCUAACAGGGACAGCCUACGGGAGGCUAUCCGCACCCUGAUUGGAUACGGAUACAACAUUGAGCCCUCAGACCAGGAAGGCGGGCAAGUGGCUGAGCGCCUCAGCAUUGAUAAGAUCCGUUUCUUCAGAGUAGAGAGGACAUACGCUGUGAGGAGUGGAAAGUGGUACUUUGAAUUUGAGGCUGUCACAGGAGGCGACAUGAGAGUAGGCUGGGCCAGACCUGGUUGCAAGCCAGAUGUGGAGCUUGGCACAGAUGAGCGUGCUUUUGUUUUUGAUGGAUACCGGGGCCACUGUCUCAACAUGGGAGGCAGGUUGUUUGGGCGCUGCUGGCAUGCCGGGGAUGUUGUGGGCUGCAUGAUCAACAUGGAGGACAAGUCCAUGAUCUUCACUCUUAAUGGAGAGAUCCUCAUAACAACAAAGGGCUCUGAACUCUGCUUCACAGACUUUGAAACUGAGGAUGGGUUCAUCCCAGUGUGCAGUCUCGGUCUGGCCCAGGUGGGCCGCAUGAAUCUGGGGAAAGAUGCCAGCACCUUCAAGUACUACACAAUGUGUGGACUCCAGGAGGGAUUUGAACCCUUCGCCGUCAACAUGAACAGAGAAGUCACGAUGUGGUUCAGCAAGCGUCUGCCCACUUUUGUCAACGUGCCAAAGAACCACAACCACAUCGCAGUAACCAGGAUUGACGGCACCAUCGACAGCCCUCCAUGUCUUAAAGUCACUCACAAGUCAUUCGGUACCCAGAACAGCAAUGCUGACAUGGUGUUUUGUCGUCUCAGUAUGCCUGUGGAGUUCCACUCCAUCUUCAAGACCAGUCCUGUUAUAGACAUGAAUGGAUUGCAUGACGAAGAUAUCCUUAAAGUUAAACACAGAUAUCCACUCAGAUCUGUGAGGCACAGCGAAGAAAGUAGACGAGUAGACUACAGCAGCAUCACCUCGUACUACCACUCAGUAAGAAUCUUCGCUGGUCAAGACCCUUCCUGUGUAUGGGUUGGAUGGGUUACCCCAGACUACCAUUACUAUAGCAACAACUUUAACCUCAGCAAGAACCGAACGGUGACUGUUACCCUGGGUGAUGAGCGAGGGCGGGUCCAUGAGAGUGUGAAGAGGAGCAACUGCUUCAUGAUGUGGGCCGGCGAUGUGGCCGGCUCUGCCCACACCUCCAGCCGGACCAACGUCGACCUGGAGAUUGGCUGUCUGAUAGACCUGGCAACGGGUCUGGUGACAUUCUCUGUCAAUGGAAAGGAGAUAUCCACAUCCUACCAGGUGGAACCAAACACAAAGCUCUUCCCUGCUGUUUUUGUGCGACCGACCAGCCCCAACCUCUUUCAGUUUGAACUGACGAAAAUAAAGAAUGCCAUGCCUCUGUCGUCAGCCAUCUUUAAGAGUGAACACAAGAAUCCAGUGCCCCAGUGCCCCCCACGACUAGAUGUCCAGACCAUAAAUGCAGUGCUGUGGAGCCGCAUGCCCAACACCUUCCUUAAAGUGGAAACAGCCCGAGUGAACGACAGGCACGGCUGGGUGGUCCAGUGUGUGGAGCCCCUGCAGAUGUUGGCCGUGCACAUACCCGAAGAGAACAGGUGUGUUGACAUCAUGGAGCUGUCAGAGCAGGAGGACAUGAAGAGGUUCCAUUACCACACCCUGAAGCUCUACUGUGCCCUCUGUGCACUGGGAAACACCCGAGUGGCCCACGCUCUCUGCAGCCACCUGGACCAGUCGCAGCUUUUGUACACCAUCGACAAUCAGUACCUGUCCGGGAUGCUACGAGAGGGCUUCUACAACGUCCUGAUCAGCAUUCACCUGGAAACCGCGAAGGAGGCUCGACUCACGAUGAAAGACGAGUUCAUCAUUCCAGUCACGGCGGAGACGCGCUCCAUCCGUCUCUUUUCCGACGCUUCGAAAAGGCACCUGCCUCCGGGGGUGGGGCUCAGCACCUCUCUAAAACCCCGUCUGAAUUUUACCCCACCCUGUUUCAUCAGCACCAAACGAGACUAUUUGUACAGCCCCCAAGUCCCGCUGGACGCGCUGAAGGAGAAGGCGAUUACAAUGCUGACAGAAGCCGUUCAAGGUGGUGGGCACCACAUCCGAGAUCCUGUAGGAGGAGGUGUGGAGUACCAGUUUGUGCCAAUCUUGAAGCUCAUCAGCACCUUGCUGACUAUGGGGGUUUUAUGCAGCGAAGACGUUCAAAAGAUUUUACUGCUCAUUGACCCGAAUGUCUUCAGGGAGACGCGUGAAGAGGUAGUCACAGGGGCCACAGACAAAGAAGGACUAACAGGAACAGAGGAGAAGGCAGUGGAAGCUGGAGAGGAGGAGGUGGCUAAAGACGCAAAACAGCCAAUCAAGGGCCUACUGGAGAAAAGGCUGCCCGAGCCCGUCAAACGGCAGAUGUGUGAGCUGCUCCACUAUUUCUGUGACUGCGAGCUGAAGCACCGUAUCGAGGCCAUCGUAUCCUUCUCCGACAACUUUGUCUCCAAACUGCAGUACAACCAGAAGUUCCGCUACAAUGAGCUCAUGCUGGCCCUCAAUAUGUCUGCUGCUGUUACAGCAAAGAAGACCAAAGAGUUCAGAUCUCCUCCGCAAGAGCAGAUCAAUAUGCUGCUGACCUUCAGCGUGGGAGAGGACUGUCCGUGUCCCUCCGACAUCCAGGAGGAACUCUAUGAUUUUCACAACCAGCUGCAGCUCCACUGUGGGAUCCCUAUGGAGGAAGAUGAACAUGAGCAAGACACAUCUAUUAAAGGGCGCCUCUUAAUGUUGGUGUACAAGAUCAAAAAUCAGUCUCACAAAGCAGAAGAGCCCACACAGAAGGAGCAGGCUGCGCCAUCUAAUCUGAAGGAGCUCAUCUCUCAGACCAUGGUUAGCUGGGCCCAGGAGUGUCAUAUUCAGGACCCAGAGCUUGUUCGCAAGAUGUUCAGCCUACUGAGAAGGCAGUAUGACAGCAUUGGAGAGCUGCUUCGGGCUAUGCGGAAGACUUACACCAUCAGUGCUGUCUCAGUCCAGGACACCAUAAACCUCCUUGCGUCCCUCGGCCAGAUCAGAUCUCUGCUGUCUGUUCGCAUGGGAAAAGAGGAGGAGAAGCUCAUGAUAGAUGGACUGGGUGACAUCAUGAACAACAAAGUGUUUUACCAGCACCCAAACCUAAUGAGGAUACUGGGCAUGCACGAGACCGUCAUGGAGGUCAUGGUCAAUGUUCUUGGAGGAGACAAGUCCCAGGAAAUUGCUUUCCCUAAAAUGGUUGCCAGUUGUUGCCGCUUCCUCUGCUACUUCUGCCGGAUCAGCCGCCAGAACCAGAAAGCAAUGUUCGACCACCUCAGCUACCUACUGGAGAACAGCAGCGUGGGGCUAGCUUCUCCAGCUAUGAGGGGAUCUACUCCUCUAGAUGUAGCUGCUUCCUCUGUGAUGGACAACAACGGUCUGGCUCUCGCACUGGAGGAACCUGAUCUGGACAAGGUGGUUACCUACCUGGCUGGUUGUGGCCUUCAAAGCUGUCCAAUGCUUUUGGCCAAAGGUUACCCAGACAUUGGAUGGAACCCCAUUGAAGGAGAGCGUUAUCUGUCCUUCCUGCGCUUUGCUGUUUUUGUUAAUGGUGAGAGUGUGGAGGAGAAUUCCAGUGUUGUGGUCAAACUACUGAUUCGUCGCCCAGAGUGUUUUGGACCUGCCCUGAGAGGAGAGGGAGGCAAUGGCCUGUUGGCUGCGAUGAAGGAAGCCAUUAAGAUCUCUGAGACGCCUGCCUUGGACCUGCCGGGCUCCGUGCAGGGAGUCAGCUCUGACAUGUCUGCCGAUGGGGUUGAUGAUGAGGAGGAGGUGGUCCACAUGGGAAAUGCCAUCAUGUCCUUUUAUUCUGCUCUCAUUGACCUGUUGGGGCGCUGUGCCCCUGAGAUGCACCUCAUCAACAAGGGGAAAGGUGAAGCCCUGCGAAUUCGUGCCAUCCUGCGCUCUCUGGUCCCCACUGAGGACCUCGUUGGAAUCAUCAGUAUUCCACUUAAAAUGCCUAUCGUCAACAAAGAUGGAUCAGUGACCGAGCCAGACAUGUCGGCCAGUUUCUGUCCGGACCACAAAGCUCCCAUGGUGCUGUUUUUAGACAGGGUGUACGGCAUUGAAGAUCAGAGCUUUCUGCUCCACUUGCUGGAGGUGGGCUUUCUUCCUGACCUGAGGGCCGCUACCUCUCUGGAUACGGAGGGCCUGUGCACCACUGAGACAGCCCUGGCUAUGAACCGCUACAUCGGUUCAGCCAUGCUGCCCCUUCUCACCCGCUGCGCGCCUCUCUUUGCCGGGACCGAACACCACGCCACCCUCAUCGACUCCACCCUGCACACCAUCUACCGCCUCUCCAAGGGCCGUUCACUGACCAAGGCACAAAGAGAUGCCAUAGAGGAGUGCUUACUGUCUGUUUGCAAACACCUCCGUCCCUCCAUGCUGCAGCAGCUCCUGCGUCGCCUCGUCUUUGAUGUGCCCUUGCUCACUGAAUACUGCAAGAUGCCUUUACGGCUGCUUACCAAUCAUUACGAACAGAACUGGAAGUACUACUGCCUCCCAUCUGGCUGGGGCAGCUUUGGAACAGCAUCAGAAGAUGAACUACUGCUCACCAAGAAGAUCUUCUGGGGAGUGUUUGACUCUUUGUCCCAGAGGAAGUAUGACCCAGAGCUGUUCAAGAUGGCCAUGCCUUGUCUCAGUGCCAUCGCUGGAGCCUUGCCACCAGAUUACGUUGAUGCCUCUAUGAAUACUGCUUUAGAAAAGCCUUUUUCUGUAGAUGCUCAGGGAAACUUUGACCCUAAACCCAUCAAUACAGCUAACAUUGCUCUUCCAGAAAAGCUUGAACAUUUUGCCAACAAAUAUGCUGAGCAUUGCCAUGAAAAAUGGUCAGCAGAAAAGGUGCAGCUGGGCUGGAAAUAUGGAGACUGCGUGGAUGAGAAGGCAAAGUUUCACCCUCAGCUCAGGACCUACAAAGCCCUGACAGAAAAGGAGAAGGAGAUUUACAGAUGGCCAAUUAGGGAGUCUCUGAAAAGUAUGCUGGCAAUGGGCUGGAGCAUCGACAGGACAAAGGAUGGAGAAAGCAUGUCCCUACAGAGGGAGAAUGAGAAAAUGAGAAAAAUAUCUCAGGCUUCUCAGGCCAACGGCUUCAAUCCGAGCCCAAUAGACACAAGCAAUGUGGUUCUGUCCAGAGAACUGCAGGGGAUGGUGGAGGUGGUGGCUGAGAAUUACCAUAACAUCUGGGCCAAGAAGAAAAAAAGUGACCUCGGAAGCAGAGGUGGAGGAACGCAUCCUCUGCUGGUACCCUAUGACACGCUGACAGCUAAGGAGAAGGCCCGUGAUCGAGAGAAGGCUCAGGACCUUUUUCGCUUCCUGCAGAUUAAUGGCUACAGCAUCAUAAGGUCAAUCCGCAGAGAAGGUCUGAAGGACUUAGAGCAGGAUUCUUCCUCCAUGGAGAGGAGGUUUGCCUACAAAUUCCUCAAGAAGCUGCUCAAGUGUGUCGACUCUGCCCAGGAAUUUAUUGCCCACUUAGAGGCCAUGGCUGCCAGUGGGAAAACAGACAGGUCACCUCAUGAACAGGAAAUCAAGUUUUUUGCCAAAGUUCUUCUCCCUCUCAUCGACCAGUACUUCAAGAACCACUCUCUGUACUUCCUCUCCUCCCCCAACAAGAACCUGAGCAGCAGUGGCUAUGCCUCAAACAAAGAGAAGGAGAUGGUAACCAGCUUGUUUUGUAAACUGGCAGCUCUUGUAAGACAUAGGAUUUCACUCUUUGGGAGCGACUCCACCACCAUGGUCAGCUGUCUGCAUAUCCUGGCACACACACUGGACACCAGGACGGUAAUGAAGUCAGGCUCGGAGCAGGUGAGGAUGGGGCUGAGGACAUUCUUUGAGAACGCUGCGGAGGACCUCGAGAAGACUUUCGAGAACUUGAAGCAUGGGAAGUUCACUCACUCCCGCUCGCAGAUGAAAGGGGUGUCGCAGAACAUCAACUACACCACCGUGGCCCUGCUCCCCAUCCUAACUGCUCUGUUUGAGCACAUCACUCAACACCACUUUGGAGUAGACCUGCUUUUGGAUGAUGUCCAAGUAUCCUGCUAUCGAAUCCUGACCAGUCUGUAUGCACUAGGCACUGGGAAAAAUAUCUACGUGGAGAGGCAGCUUCCUGCCCUCGGUCAGUGUCUGGCGACUCUGGCUGGGGCCAUUCCUGUGGCUUUCCUGGAGCCGCUUCUGAACAUGUACAACCCCAGCUCCGUGUUUAAUACCAAGAGUGCCAGAGAUCGCGCUGUCCUGGGGAUACGAGACUCUGUGGAGGAGAUGUGUCCCGGAAUGCCGCGGCUUGAUGGCCUAAUGAAGGACAUCAACGAUAUGGCUGAGUCUGGAGCACGAUACACGGAGAUGCCUCAUGUGAUCGAGGUGGUGCUGCCAAUGCUGUGUAACUACCUGUCCUACUGGUGGGAGAGGGGUCCUGAAAAUCAGCCAGCCAUGGGGGGAAGCAUCUGCUGCACCACCGUCACCUCAGAGCACCUGAGUGUCAUCCUUGGCAAUAUCCUAAAAAUCCUCAACAACAACCUGGGAAUUGAUGAGGCCUCGUGGAUGAAGAGAAUUGCAGUGUAUGUGCAACCCAUCAUAAGCAAGGCUCGCGCAGACCUGUUGAAGAGCCACUUCCUGCCCACGCUGGAGAAACUCAAGAAGAAGACGGUGAAAGUGGUGGCUGAAGAGGAGCUUCUGAAGGCAGACAGUAAAGGGGACACCCAGGAGGCCGAGCUACUCAUCCUGGAUGAGUUUGCCGUGCUCUGCAGGGACCUGUACGCCUUUUAUCCCAUGCUCAUUCGCUACGUGGACAACAACAGGUCCAGGUGGCUCAAAGAACCUGAUUCUGACUCCAAUGAGCUCUUCAAAAUGGUGGCAGAGAUAUUCAUCCUUUGGUGCAAGUCACAUAAUUUCAAAAGAGAAGAACAGAACUUUGUGGUUCAAAAUGAAAUCAACAAUCUUUCCUUCUUGACCGGAGACAGUAAAACAAAGAUGUCUAAGUCUGGCGGUCAAGACCAGGAGAGAAAACACAAGAAGAGGCGUGGUGAGUUCUACUCCAUCCAGACCUCACUGAUUGUGGCAGCUCUAAAGAAGAUGCUGCCGAUUGGCCUCAACAUGUGCACGCCUGGAGAUCAGGAGCUCAUCUCUCUCGCUAAGACCCGCUACCUCAUGAGAGAUACAGAUGAAGAAGUUAAAGACCAUAUUCGUCACAAUCUCCACCUUCGAGAAAAGUCGGAGGACCCAGCUGUGAGGUGGCAGCUAAACUUAUACAAAGACAUAGCAACGAGGACAGACGGGCCUCCGAAUCCUGAAAGAGUGGUGGAUCGUAUCCAGAGGAUCUCUGCUGCUGUUUUCAACCUAGAGCAGGUGGAGCAGCCACUGAGGUCUAAAAAAUGCGUAUGGCAGAAGUUACUAUCCAAACAGAGGAAGAGAGCAGUUGUCGCCUGCUUCCGAAUGGCUCCCCUUUAUAACCUGCCAAGGCAUCGCUCUAUUAACCUCUUCCUCCUGGCCUAUCAGAGAAUAUGGAUAGAAACAGAGGAGUACUCUUUUGAGGAGAAGCUAGUGCAGGACCUUGCAAAAACGCAACCCAAGAUGGAGGAGGAAGAAGAGGAGGAGGUCAGGAAACAGCCAGACCCUCUUCACCAGCUCAUUUUGCAUUUCAGCCACAACGCACUGACUGAAUGCAGUUCAUUGGAAGAAGAUCCCUUGUAUAUCGCCUAUGCAGAUAUGAUGGCAAGGAGUUGUGCCGAGGGUGAAGAAGAGGAAGAAGAGGAAGGCAAAGAGAAAACAUUUGAGGAAAAGGAAAUGGAGAAACAAAAAAUGCUGUAUCAGCAAGCUCGGCUGCAUGACCGAGGGGCUGCAGAGAUGGUGCUGCAGAUGAUCAGCGCCAGCAAAGGUCGCCUUGCUGCCACUGUGACUUUCACCCUCAAGCUGGGCAUCUCCAUCCUCAACGGGGGAAACAUACUGGUCCAGCAGAAAAUGCUGGACUAUCUGAAGGAAAAAAGAGAUGUUGGAUUUUUCAAAAGUUUAUCGGGACUGAUGAUGUCCUGCAGUGUCCUCGAUUUGAAUGCUUUUGAAAGGCAAAACAAAGCCGAAGGUCUCGGGAUGGUGACUGAAGAGGGAUCAAUCAACGUGAGUGAGCGGGGUUCAAAGGUACUGCAGAACGAUGAGUUUACUAAGGACCUCUUUAGGUUUCUGCAGCUUCUCUGUGAGGGUCACAAUAAUGAUUUUCAAAAUUUCCUGAGGACUCAGACAGGAAAUACAACUACCGUCAACAUAAUCAUUAGCACUGUGGACUAUCUGCUCAGACUCCAGGAAUCCAUAAGUGAUUUCUACUGGUAUUAUUCUGGUAAGGAUGUCAUUGAUGAAGCUGGGCAGAGAAACUUUUCCAAAGCCCUGGCAGUGGCAAAACAGGUCUUCAACUCUUUAACCGAGUAUAUUCAGGGUCCGUGCAUCGGUAAUCAGCAGAGUCUGGCUCACAGCAGGCUGUGGGAUGCAGUGGUGGGCUUCCUCCACGUUUUUGCCAACAUGCAGAUGAAGUUAUCGCAAGACUCCAGUCAAAUCGAGGUAUUAAAGGAGCUGCUGGAUUUGCAGCAGGACAUGAUUGUCAUGAUGCUCUCUCUACUUGAAGGGAAUGUUGUCAAUGGAACAAUUGGAAAACAGAUGGUGGACACCUUAGUGGAAUCUUCCAGCAAUGUGGAAAUGAUCCUUAAAUUUUUUGACAUGUUUCUCAAGUUGAAGGACUUGACUACCUCAGAUAGCUUCAAGGAGUAUGACUCUGAGAGCAAAGGGGUCAUCUCUAAGAAGGACUUCCAGAAAUCCAUGGAGAACCAGAAGCAGUACUCUCAGUCUGAGAUUGAGUUUCUGCUUUCCUGUGCUGAGGCUGAUGAGAACGACAUGUUCAACUACAAGCAGUUUGUAGAGAGAUUUCAUGAACCAGCGAAAGACAUCGGCUUCAAUGUAGCCGUGUUGCUAACCAAUCUCUCAGAACACAUGCCCCAUGAUAGUCGCCUAUCGACGUUCCUCGACCUGGCCGAGAGCGUUCUCAGUUACUUUGAGCCAUUCUUGGGUCGCAUUGAGAUCAUGGGUGGAGCCAAGCGCAUAGAAAGAGUCUACUUUGAGAUCAGUGAGUCGAGUCGUACGCAGUGGGAGAAGCCACAGGUGAAAGAGUCAAAGAGGCAGUUCAUAUUCGACGUGGUCAAUGAGGGCGGGGAGAGCGAGAAGAUGGAGCUGUUUGUCAACUUCUGCGAGGACACCAUCUUUGAGAUGCAGCUGGCGUCUCAGAUUUCAGAGCCGGACCCAGUGGAGCUUGCGGAUGAAGAUGAGGACGACAGCCAGAGUUUGGCAGAGAACCCGGAAGAGGAAGAGGAGGAGUGCAUGAUGAUGGAGUCUUUGUCAGCCUUCACCAUUGCUUGCAUCUCAAUGAAAAAGAGCUUGUGUAACUUCCGGCAGCUGCUCACUCUCAAGAGCAUGAGGCGUCAGUACAGGAAAUUCAGGAAGAUGAGUGUCAAGGAGAUGGUACAGGGCUUCUUCUCCUUCUUCUGGAUGAUCUUCACGGGCCUCUUUCAGUUUGUCCACAGCCUAGUAUGGGGUUUCUUCCACAUCUUGUGGACCACAAUGUUCGGAGGUGGCUUCGUUGAAGGAGCCAAGAAUAUGAAGGUGACUGAUAUUUUGGGAAACAUGCCAGACCCCACUCAGUUUGGGAUUCAUGGGGAUGUUUUGGAGGCAGAGAAGAUGGAGGCGAAUGAAGCAUCCGAGCUGGCAGAGAUGGGUCAGAUGGCCCAGGGUGAUGCAACAGAGGCCGACCUCAUGGCUGAACUGCUAAACAUACAGCCCAAAAGAGAGGGCAAGCAUGGGGCCGAGCCGGGUUUGGGGGACGUAUCUGAGGUGGUGGUGGGAGAUGCUCCGUCGAUAGCCAGUGCUGUUAGGCAGAAAAAGCUACAGAUGGCUGCAAAGACGAGGGCAACAAAUGGAGACUACAAAUCUGAUUCCGAAAAAGGAGAUUCUGAGGAUGGUGAGAAAAAGGAUCAUGACAAGGCCAAAGAUGAAGGUCCCCCAGAACCUUCAGCGGAAGAGAAGAGAGCCCCGAAGAAGAGGCUUGGCCUGAGGAAAGAACCACCAGAGGCCUUCAUGGCCAGCUUCUUUGCUGGCUUGGAAAUCUACCAGACCAAGAUGCUGAACUACCUGGCCAGAAAUUUCUACAACCUCCGCUUCUUGGCACUUUUCGUUGCCUUUGCUAUCAACUUCAUUCUUCUCUUCUACAAGGUGACCGGUGAUUACUCUGAUGAUGAGGACCCCUGGAAUGGUCGAGGGAGAGCCGGGGAGGAGGAGGAUGAAGGGGCUCUGGAGUACUUCGUCCUGCAGGAGAGCACGGGUUACAUGGCGCCAACGCUUCGCUGCUUGGCGAUUCUACACACAAUCAUCUCUUUCCUGUGUGUGGUGGGAUACUACUACCUGAAGGUGCCUCUGGUCGUUUUCAAGCGGGAAAAGGAGAUAGCAAGGAAGCUGGAGUUUGCAGGCCUCUAUAUCACUGAGCAGCCAUCUGAUGACGACAUUAAAGGACAGUGGGACAGGCUGGUCAUCAACACUCCUUCAUUUCCCAACAACUACUGGGAUAAAUUUGUCAAACGCAAAGUGAUAAAGAAAUAUGGAGACCUGUAUGGUGCAGAGAGGAUUGCAGAGCUGCUGGGGUUGGAUAAGAGUGCCCUGGAUUUUAACCCUACAGAGGAAACGGUUGCCAAGGAGGCCUCGUUGGUGUCAUGGUUGGGCUCAAUCGAUACAAAGUACCACGUCUGGAAACUGGGAGUGGUGUUUACAGAUAAUUCAUUCCUGUAUCUCGUCUGGUACACCACCAUGUCUAUCCUGGGACACUACAACAACUUCUUCUUUGCUGCCCAUCUUUUGGACAUUGCUAUGGGCUUUAAGACCCUGCGCACCAUCCUUUCCUCUGUCACCCAUAAUGGCAAACAGCUGGUGUUGACGGUGGGACUGCUGGCCGUCGUAGUUUAUCUCUACACUGUGGUGGCCUUCAACUUCUUCAGGAAGUUCUACAACAAGAGCGAGGAUGAGGAUGAGCCAGACAUGAAGUGCGAUGACAUGAUGACGUGCUACCUGUUCCACAUGUACGUUGGGGUCAGAGCGGGAGGAGGCAUCGGGGACGAGAUCGAGGACCCGGCUGGUGACCCCUAUGAGCUCUACCGCAUCCUGUUUGACAUCACGUUCUUCUUCUUUGUCAUUGUCAUCCUCCUGGCAAUCAUCCAGGGUUUGAUCAUCGAUGCAUUUGGAGAACUGAGAGACCAACAGGAACAAGUCAAAGAAGACAUGGAGACCAAGUGUUUCAUUUGCGGCAUCGGUAAUGAUUACUUUGACACAACACCCCAUGGUUUUGAGACCCAUACUUUACAAGAGCACAACUUGGCAAACUACCUGUUUUUUCUGAUGUACCUUAUCAACAAGGAUGAGACAGAGCACACUGGUCAGGAGUCGUACGUGUGGAAGAUGUAUCAGGAGCGCUUGUGGGAUUUCUUCCCAGCUGGGGACUGCUUCCGUAAGCAGUAUGAAGAUCUUCUUGGAUAGACCACGCUACAACCACAGCUGCAACACACUCAGACAGUCUUUUUGAAGGGAACCAUGAGAAGAACUCCUUUUUUUUAUCGAGAAUAAAAAGAGUGGGAGGGUUGGGGGGUAGAAGUGUGGGUCAUAUGCCCUUUUCACCAUUGGUACAGUACCUGUCUUUGAGGAAAUGGACCUGUAACUUGCUCAGACUUCUUGGUUCUCUAUUAGAUUUGGAACUUGUCCUUGACAGCGUGUUGCCUUUUACUCCACAUAACCCAAGUUAUUGCACAAUUUUUGUUUCUUCUUUUUUUGUGUGUUCAUUUAAGAAUUGGUGGGUUGUGUGGGGUUAUAAGACAAUGUGUCGGUCUUAUUAUGCACAAUGUAUGAAUGUUGUACUUGAGACUUAAUGCCAAAAGAAAAGCAGAGAAAUAGAGUAGGCACAUAGUGUGCAGAAGUGUGAACUAAUGAAAAUAAAUUCAGAUGUAACAUUGCAUAUUAAAGAGAAGUUUGUCGGACAAAGUGGUAAAAGGUUUUAAAAAAUGCCUAAAAUUCCUCAUGAAGUGCCUUACAGUACUGUAUCUACAUUACAAUGAAGCUAUGCAAAACGUUUGUUUUUUCCUUUGUUGUAUGUUAGUACAGUUUUAGUGGAGCUGUAAUUGUCACUGAGCAGAUACAGUGUGAAGUUUGUGACUGGACAUUUUCAUUCGAAGGUGAAAGAAGAGCAUUGGUAUGUGUUUAUUUUGUUGCCAAAUGCAGCAUAAGUGCAACUGUUCCAGCUACAGAGUGUAAAAAUGACACAACAGAAUUUACCCCUUAAACAUGAACAAACAAAAAAAAUGCUAUUGUAUGGCCAUUUGUAUGUAAUAGCUUUGUUGAUCUGUGCAUUUCUUUUGAUGGAAAAAAUAAAGAAGUCAUUGAAGAGCG
Menidia menidia (Atlantic silverside) is the source of this 15579-nucleotide messenger RNA. Lineage: Eukaryota; Metazoa; Chordata; Actinopteri; Atheriniformes; Atherinopsidae. The record is from the annotation of a GenBank genome assembly.